Molecule: messenger RNA, 2737 nt
Organism: Ochotona curzoniae (black-lipped pika)
Lineage: Eukaryota; Metazoa; Chordata; Mammalia; Lagomorpha; Ochotonidae
Gene: DMP1
Product: dentin matrix acidic phosphoprotein 1
Exons: 5
Coding region: 1-1527 (508 amino acids)
Biological process (GO): ossification; extracellular matrix organization
Cellular component (GO): extracellular matrix
Molecular function (GO): extracellular matrix binding
Source: RefSeq, a predicted model, not a curated record
AUGAAGCUCAGCAUUCUGUUCAUGUUCCUAUGGGGGCUAUGCUGUGCUCUCCCAGUCGCCAAGUAUCAAAACACCAAAACUGAGAGCUCUGAAGAAUGGAAGGACCCAUUGACUCCACCACCACCAACACCAACACCCCUGGACAGUGUGUCAUCAGAAGAAAGUAAAGUUAGCUCAGAGGAACAGGUAAAUGAGGUCUCCAGCGACACUACUGAUUCGGAGGAGAUCCUGCUCUCGGACGGAGGCCAAUACCUCUAUAGACCAGCUGGUGGCGUUCCUAGGAGCGCAGGCAAGGCAGGAGAUGCUAAAGAAGAUGACGAAGAUGAGAGUGGAGAUGACACCUUCGGUGAUGAAGAAAGUAGCCCAGGAAACAAAGAGAGACCGGAAGACGGAAAUUCUGAAGUAGACAGUGAGGAAGAUUCGGCUGAUAACACACAAUCCAGGGAAGACAGUGACAGCCAGGACCUUGACGAUGUCCACAGCAGGCUGGAAGGAGAGGACUCCACUCCAGACAGUGAGAGCAAGGAGCUCUGGGUGAGGGGCAGCAGCGAGGGGUGGAGCAGCCCCGGGGACGGCUCUGAGUAUGAUGAUGAAGGGAUGCAGAGUGAUGAUCCGGACAGCAUCCUGAGCGACCGAGGCAAGGUUAGAACAGUCAGUGCCAGAGUUCAGUCCCAGUAUUCCCAUGGGAACAGCAAAGACGUGAGUGCUUGGGAUGCAGGGCACAGCCAGGCAGUGGAGUACAACCGUAGGAAAUUUAGCCGGAAGUCCCGCAUUUCCCAGGAAGAUGACAGGGAUGAGCUGGAGGACAGUAACACGCAAGAGGAGGUGGAGACUCUCUCCACCGAAAGCCCCAACCCCAGGGACUCCGACCUCAGCCCAUCGGAUGAAGACAGCAGAAGUGAGUCCCAGGAGGACAGUAGGGAGAGUCAGUCUCAGGAGGACAGCCACAAUGAGGCAGACACCAGCAGCGAGUCCAGUCAAGAGGAAGACCUCCCGUCUCAGGAAAGCAGUAGCGAGUCGCAGGAAGAGGGAGGGAGUGAGUCCAGGGGGGAUAACCCUGAUGCCACCAGCAGUAGCACGGAGGAGGAAGAGGAGGACAGCGACUCCAGCCCAGAGGAUGACCCGACUGUCCCUUCCAGUUCAGAAAGCCAAUCCCAAGAGGAGCAAGCUGACAGCGAAUCCAAUGAAAGCCUGCUCACAUCCUCAGAAGAAAGCCCUGAGACCACGGAGGAGGACGAGAACAGCUCCAGUGAGGAGGGCCUGGAGUCCCAGAGUGCAUCUACGGAGAGCCAGAGCCAGGAAAGUCAGUCGGAGCAGGACAGCCAGUCAGACGAAGAGGGAGCCAGCGACUCCCAAGACAUCAACAAGUCCAAAGAAGACAGCGACUCUACAGACAGCACAUCCAGCAGCGAGGAGGACAGCCAGGCCAAAAACAUGGAGAUUGAAAGCCGAAAAUUGACAGUUGACACUUAUCACAAUAAACCCAUCGGGGACCAAGAUGACAAUGACUGCCAGGACGGCUAUUAGUGUUAGCUUCCUCAAGGAGUGGCUUUCAGAAAGGGCUCUUUGGGACUUGCAAGUUAAAGAAACCAUUGUAAUUAUAAUUUAUUGGUGUUUUAAUCAGAAGACUAUCCAGAAACCAUUUCUUUCUUAAAGGAAUUACUGGUAUGACACUUGUUUUCAGGGGGUUAGCUGUCCAUAGAGGUUUCAAAAUGUGGAAAAUGACCCCAGAACACCCUUGAUGUGACUGGAAAUAAAGGAAGAGGAGCAUUAGGAGUUCACAAUUGAAUGGUUCUAGCUCAUUAAUCUGGUGAACAAUGAUUGAGAUUCUAUCAAGGAACUUUACAACGUUUAUGGGCAAUGGAAUUCAAAGGCAAGUUAAUUUUGUUGCAAAAAUGCUUGAAAUCUGCACACAAUUUUUUUUCUUCGUAAAUGGUUUUCAUAGACUUUUAAAAUUCCCUUGUGUAUAUGGAUGUCAAAAUAUUUUUGUACCCAAAUAAACCUAUCUUUGAAUUCCAUUGCACAUAGACUUUUUGAAGUAGCCUCGCAUUGAGUACUGGCCAUGGUGCUGGCGAUGUAUGGAAACUGAAGACUUGCUUCUUGUGCCUGAGGAGCAGACUAAGAAAAAAAAAAUCUAAAGUGGAGAAGUUAGGGUACACAUGAGGAAGGCAAGGCUUAUCACAGUCCAGUGUGGUCAAUAUCAUAACUGAAGUACAACCCUACCAUAUGAAAGGAAAGGGUGACCAACUUUGGCUUGGAGAAUUAGUAUGGGUUUCACGACAGAAAGGAGUUGGACAGUUGCAUAAAAUUCCCACAUGGGAGACAGAUGAAUUCUGUGCUUGAGAUAAAUAUCAGUCAGUUCUACAUGACUGGAUUUUUAGUUUGUGGAAACACUUUCAAAUAGUAGUAGGGAGGUACUUAGGAGGAGCAAUCUUUGAAAAGCCAUUUAUGCUCCUCAGUGAUGUUUCAUGGAACUCGUGGAGCUUACCUCACUUACCAUGGGUAUGGACAAGAGGUAGGGGAGAAUUUUGGAAUGAAAUCUCCUUUCACAAAGAGAAACUUCAGCUUUAGUUUUUCCAAAAAUCAAUUCAUGUGCUGUGCUAAGAAAUCUAUCUUUCUAUGUUUUGCACAUAGAAAAAUUCUGUACAUAGGAUUCAGUUGAUUUUUGCCAAUUGCUAUUUGAAAUGUUACCUCAACAUAAGAUACCUGUUUUGUAAUAAAGAUAAUAUUACCCAGG